Messenger RNA from Trematosphaeria pertusa, 1800 nucleotides. Its product is annotated as CORD and CS domain-containing protein. Bases 416 to 1360 code for a protein of 314 amino acids. The record is from RefSeq and is a predicted model, not a curated record. The transcript has 3 exons. NCBI's taxonomy places the organism in Eukaryota, Fungi, Ascomycota, Dothideomycetes, Pleosporales, Trematosphaeriaceae.
UUGAUCUCGUCGUACUUGAAAUUCCUCUUCGCCUUCACGUUCCGGACCACCGAUUUCGCUGUAUCACAUAAUCCGCACGGACUCCUGGUGAAGAAGGUGAUCCGACACUGCAGCAGCCUGGACGUCGCGCGAUACAUCUUCGAACCACAACAGCGUCGGUGAAUAUGCAGCACAAGACAAGCCUCGGAGAUGAUUGGUGAAAGGGGGAGUGCAAGUAGGCAGCUCACCGCCUGCAGAAAGCCUUCUUUUCUGCCGCGCUCGGACCCUAUGACAUGCCCGCUACUCCGCGACUUCCAGAAUAUUCGGCCGCUGGGAGAAAUCGCCAGGCACAAACACGCGACUCAAUCAGACCGUAUUCCUCCGCUCGUUCAGCUUGCUCGACAUCGUUAUACUGCUCUGACAGCCGGGUUGAGCUAUGGCGAAGAAGUGCGUGCACAAAGGCUGCGGCAAAGAGUAUGAGGAUGAGAACGAGGAGUGCGUGUACCAUCCCGGUCCACCAGUCUUCCACGAGGGACAGAAAGGCUGGAAAUGCUGCAAACCCCGCGUCCUCACCUUCGACGAGUUCCUCAACAUCGAGCCCUGCACCAUAGGCAAACACUCCGAAGUCGACGACACACCUCAACCCGAAAAGGUCGAAGCACCCGACAUCCCCAACGAUACAAAUGUCUCGCUCGGCAGCUUAGAGGCUUCGCUUCCGGCGCCUGUUCCCCGCCUUCCCACACAAGCGGCCGUCGAGCGACCCGCAGCCUCACCCGCGCCGCCCGAAUCCGAGGAUGACGAUCCGAGUCUGGAGCUCAAGGAAGGUAUGUCAUGUAGGCGGCGCGGAUGCGGGGAAAUGUAUACGGGUGGGCCGAGAGAAGACGAGAAGUGCGUUCAUCAUCCCGGCGCACCCAUCUUCCACGAGGGGUCGAAGGGUUGGAGUUGCUGCAAGAGGAGGGUGCUGGAGUUUGACCAGUUCAUGAAUAUAGAAGGAUGCAGGACGAAGGAUCGGCAUCUGUUCGUGGGCAGUGGGAAGAAGGCGUCAGAGGAGAAGCUGGAAACCGUGAGGCACGACUACUACCAAACCGCAACCUCCGUAAUCGCUUCGCUCUAUCUCAAGAAAAUCGAUAAAGAGACUGCGACCGUCGAGUUCCACUCCGAACACGUCAACCUCGACCUGCGGACGACGGACAGCAAGCGCUACGCAGCCGACUUCCCACUAUUCGGGUCUAUUAAGCCCAACGAGAGCAAGUACAGGAUUCUGGGUACGAAGCUGGAGUUGACGCUGGCGAAGGCUGAUGCUACAACCUGGCCGGUGUUGAGAUCAGACGAUAAGCUCACGGGUGAGAUGAUCCAGGUUGGGAGGGCAGGUCGGGUAUGAAGACCUUGACAUCGCAUCCGGAGCGAAGGGUGGUUGGAUGUAGUUCAAGAUACCAUUUCAAAACAAGAAUCCAUUUCCAUGACUUCACGUUUGCUAUGUUCGGCUCUACCUCUAAUUCGAGAGGCAGCAACACAAUCUUCCUUCGCCCGGCGCAAGUGAGGGCAACAUAGCUUGGGUUUGUUCCUGCAUGCUUCUAAACUACGGACGAACCUCUCUAUUUGGCGGUGGAUAGAGAAAUGGCCACCACUUCGACCGCAGAGCAGAUGAACACUAUCAAGACCUCCUGUCGUCUACAUGGCCCUGUAUGAUAGGGCUUGCAGACCUGACUUACAUGAUUUGAUCGAAGACGGGCAAUGAAAUGAAGCGCAUUUCCAACCCCUUCGCACUUCAGCGUAGAGACUCUCUACCCUGAAAGACCCCAGUGUUAGGCAUCCGCCAAC